This is a messenger RNA of Vicia villosa (hairy vetch), 1689 nucleotides long. RefSeq lists its product as uncharacterized. The record is from RefSeq and is a predicted model, not a curated record. The transcript is spliced from 4 exons. NCBI's taxonomy places the organism in Eukaryota, Viridiplantae, Streptophyta, Magnoliopsida, Fabales, Fabaceae. The coding region runs from base 1 to 1689 and encodes 562 amino acids.
AUGAAGCUGAAGGACAUUAAGGAAAAGGUUCAGAAGAAGUGGAAUGUUGGGGUCAACAAAACCAAGGCUAUAAGGGCUAGGUUUGCAGCCAGAGACAUGGUUGAUGGGUCAUUUCUAGGGGAUUAUACAAGGGUGUAUGACUAUGCACAUGAGUUACUAAGAUCUAAUCCAGGUUCAACUGUUAAGGUUUGUGUCCAGCCUGCACAAGAAGGUUCAACUGUUGAGAAUUUACAUUUCAAGAGGUUGUACAUAUGUUUGGCAGCUUGUAAGGAGAGCUUCAAGUUUAGCAGACAUUUCAUAGGACUUGAUGGAUGUUUUUUGAAAGGCUUAUGUGGAGGUCAAAUACUUGCAGCUAUUGGCAGAGAUCCCAAUGAUCAAAUGCUACCAAUCGCAUUUGCAGUUGUUGAAAGUGAAAACAAGGAUAGCUGGACAUGGUUCUUGGAGCUGCUUAUUGAUGAUCUUGGUGGGAGGGAAGAGUGCCUCACAUACACUUUCAUUUCUGAUCAACAAAAGGGGUUAUUGCCUGCAAUGGAGGAACUUCUUCCAAGAGUUGAACAGAGAUUUUGUGUUAGGCAUCUAUACAACAAUUUUAGGAAGAAGUAUGCUGGAAAAAAACUAAAGGAGAUUAUAUGGAAAGCAGCCAAGUCAACUUACUACCAAGCUUGGGAGAGAGAGAUGAAAGUAAUGAAAAAGGUCAAUGUAGAAGCAUACAAGCACAUGAUGAGCACUCCUCCAAGAUUUUGGAGCAGAUCAUACUUCAAAACUCAUAACAAGUGUGAUGCUGUACUGAACAAUAUGUCAGAAGCCUUUAAUAGUGUCAUAUUGGAGUCAAGGGCAAAACCAUUGAUCACCAUGGUGGAAGAGAUUAGGGUAUACAUGAUGGAAAGGUGGGCAACAAACAGGAUGAGGUUUCAGAAAUUAGAAGAUGUUGAUGUGUUACCAAACAUUAAGAAGAAGAUUGAAAAAACAAGUUCAUACACAAAUACGUGGCUUGUAAGGAUGUCUGAUGAGUUUAUAUUUGAAGUGAGGAAUUUGGAAAACAAUGCUGAAAAAUUUACAGUCAAUCUGAAAGAUAGGACUUGUUCAUGUAGAAGGAAAUCAAGAUAUAUGCAAGUGAACCAGCCAGUCAUUUUUCCAGUCAAUGGCUCAAACCUAUGGGAGAGGACAGAGUACCCUGAUGUUCUGCCCUCUAAAUUUAGGAAAAUGCCAGGAAGACCCAAAAAAAGGAGGAAUUUGGAACAAGGUGAACUGGAUGGCACAGAUAGAAAGAUGAGAAGAACUGGCUUCAUUGUGAAGUGCAGUAGAUGCAAGAAACAAGGACACAACAAACUUACUUGCAAGGUACCAUCAACUACUGUACAAGCAGCUCCAUCACAAGCAUCUCCAUCUCAGACUACUUUUGUACAAGUAUCCCAAGCAGCUCCUUCAGCUCCAUCACGGUCAUCUCAAGCAGCUCCUUCACAAUCAUCUCAAGCAGCUCCAUCACAAUCAUCCCAAGCUCAGAAGACUACUCCAAAAUCAGCCAAGAAGACUACUCCUAAAGCAAAGAAGUUGGCAGUUAGAAGGCCAAAUGCCCCUUUUAUCCCACCUGGUCCAACCACAAGGCUGACUACUGCAAAAACAGCUAUAGGUCCAACAACAAGGAGGACAACACCUACUAAAAGGGCCACACCAAAAUGGAAACCAUAG